This is a messenger RNA of Antechinus flavipes (yellow-footed antechinus), 2751 nucleotides long. It is a transcript of the gene LHX2, whose product is annotated as LIM homeobox 2. Gene Ontology annotation, cellular component: nucleus. The transcript has 5 exons. Gene Ontology annotation, biological process: neuron differentiation; regulation of transcription by RNA polymerase II. Gene Ontology annotation, molecular function: DNA-binding transcription factor activity, RNA polymerase II-specific; RNA polymerase II transcription regulatory region sequence-specific DNA binding. The record is from RefSeq and is a predicted model, not a curated record. NCBI's taxonomy places the organism in Eukaryota, Metazoa, Chordata, Mammalia, Dasyuromorphia, Dasyuridae. Bases 1206 to 2432 code for a protein of 408 amino acids.
AAAAGGCGCGCAGGGUUGUGCUCACCCGGACUGCAGAGCUGGGGUGGCUGCUUAGCUCGCAUUUUAAGGGGAUUGCUCCAAGCAGGUCCAGGCAGCGGCAGACAUCCCGACUCCUCCUCUUUUUCUUCCUCCUCCUCCUCCUCUUCCUCCUCCUCCUCCUCCUCCUCCUUGUCCUUGUCCUUCCCUCCUCCUCCUCCUUUCCUCCUCCUGCCCACCUCCUCUUUUCUCUUGAUCUGCUUCGUCCUCCUCCUCUUCCUCCUCCUCUUCAUCCUCGUCCUCCCUUUCCUACCCUGCUCCUCCCCAGUUACUCACGCGUCUCUCUUUGAAGGCCAGCUACUUCGGAUCCACCAAAGGCACAAUAAGCAAAACAGGGUGCAUUUGGAGACGCGGGAUACUUAGGGUUGGGGGGAGGAGUUGCUCUUGGAAAGGGGGCUCAUCAUUACCUUCAUCCCUUGACUCUCUCUCUCUCUCUCUUGCCUGCCUUUUGGUAUUCCCUAGCUCCUCCCCUUCCCUCCCCUCCCUGGGAGAGGCACCGGCGGAGUUUGAGGAGGUAGAGAACCCAGCCUCACAGACUUUGCUACCUCCUGGCUUCGCGCAGCGCGUAUAGCCGAGGGCUUUAGCCCCUAACCCCGAAGCCAAACGAUCAUGCCAACCGACUGAGGGAACACAGAGGGGGCGUUGGCCAUUGCCCUCCUCCUUAGGUCCCGGGGCUCGACAUCUAACCACCGCUCUCGAGCCUCCCUUUUUUCCUCACCAAUACCCCGCAGUUCUGUCCCUCAGUGACCGAGACCUCUAGAUAUGUAGGUGCCCAGGCCUGGGGCACGUCCGGAAGGGGACUCGGGCAGACCAUGCGCAAAGAACCGCUCCCUUCAGCCGGCUGCUCCAAGCAGCGCUGACAGCCCGGGGGGCUGAGGGGAGCUGGGCUUGGGCGGGGCUGGGCUGGGGCGAAGGAGAGCCCAGCCCGGGAGGCGGUGGGAGGAGGGAUGCGCCUGGCCCGCUAACAUUCCCGAGAGCAGGGCGAACCGACCCCCGGAGGAAUUCGGGUCCAGGGUGAGCCCCCAGCACUCGUGGGCCAGUCAGCCGCCUCCCACCUUCCCUCCACCCCCAGCCUCCCGCGGCGCUUCCAGCUCCCUCUCCCGCGUCUCAACCACAGCUUCCUCCUCGUUUUCCUCCUCUCUCCGGCCCGGGGGCCCGGCCCCGCCGAGAUGCUCUUCCACAGCUUGUCGGGCCCUGAAGUGCACGGGGUCAUCGACGAAAUGGACCGCAGGGCCAAGAGCGAAGCGCCAGCCAUCAGCUCAGCCAUAGACCGGGGCGAGACGGAGACGACCAUGCCGUCCAUCAGCAGUGACCGGGCCGCGCUCUGCGCGGGCUGUGGAGGUAAGAUCUCCGACCGCUACUACUUACUAGCAGUGGACAAACAGUGGCACAUGCGUUGCCUGAAGUGCUGCGAGUGUAAACUCAACCUGGAGUCGGAGCUCACCUGCUUCAGCAAGGACGGCAGCAUUUACUGCAAAGAAGACUAUUACAGGCGGUUCUCUGUGCAACGCUGUGCCCGUUGUCACCUGGGUAUCUCAGCAUCAGAGAUGGUGAUGCGUGCCCGGGACUUGGUUUACCAUCUCAACUGCUUCACCUGCACCACCUGCAACAAGAUGCUGACCACGGGCGACCACUUUGGAAUGAAGGAUAGCCUGGUCUACUGCCGGCUGCACUUUGAGGCGCUGCUGCAGGGUGACUACCAGGCCCACUUCAACCACGCCGAUGUGGCAGCGGCGGCAGCAGCGGCAGCGGCGGCAGCAGCCAAGGGCUCGGGUUUGGGCGCCGGCGGGGCCAACACCUUGGGCCUCCCUUACUACAACGGCGUGGGCACAGUGCAGAAGGGGCGGCCGCGGAAACGGAAGAGUCCAGGGCCUGGAGCGGACCUAGCCGCCUACAACGCAGCACUGAGCUGCAAUGAAAAUGACGGGGACCAUCUGGACAGAGACCAGCAGUACCCCAGCAGUCAGAAGACUAAGCGAAUGCGGACCUCCUUCAAACAUCACCAGCUGAGGACGAUGAAGUCCUAUUUUGCUAUUAAUCAUAACCCCGACGCCAAGGACUUGAAACAGCUCGCACAGAAAACGGGUCUCACCAAGAGAGUCCUCCAGGUCUGGUUUCAGAACGCCAGAGCUAAAUUCAGGCGGAACCUUCUACGCCAGGAGAACACAGGGGUGGACAAGACCUCAGACUCCACACUACAGACGGGGACCCCAUCGGGCCCAGCCUCAGAGAUUUCCAACGCAUCUAUGAGCCCCUCCAGCACCCCCACCACCCUCACGGACUUGACUAAUCCCACAAUGCCAACUGUGACGUCUGUCUUAACUUCCGUGCCUGGGAGCCUGGAGGGCCAUGAGUCCAGGAGUCCCACACAGACAACUCUUACAAACCUUUUCUGAUGACGCUUUCCCAAUAAUUUCUUUAAAAAAGAAAUUAUCCUUUAGUUGAAUUCCAAGUGUAUUUUAAAUAGAGGCUUUGAGCAACUAACUAACCACAUUUUAGGAUCUCGCCUGGAAACAGAGGGGGAAAAUGAGUGUUCUGGUAACUACAGAGUGUGGACUGAAAAUUAACUUGGAAGAUCUAUCCGCAACACAACAUUUGUGUAACUGUACAGUUUUGUGGACUGACUGAGCAAGGAAAACAAGAAUUAAUUUAAGUUGGCUAGAGCUUCUUGUAUUUCAAAGACUGCCACGUGCCUUAUAUACUGUUUUAUCUACA